Messenger RNA from Peronospora matthiolae, 783 nucleotides. The record is from the annotation of a GenBank genome assembly. Lineage: Eukaryota; Oomycota; Peronosporomycetes; Peronosporales; Peronosporaceae.
AUGGUUGGCGAAGGCGAAGCGAAGCGUCAGAGUUUCUACGUGGUGUAUGUGCCGGCAGAUGAGACCAAGGAGCUGGAAGAAUGGGCAGUCAAGCUCCCCGGUGACAAGGAGGCGCAGCUGGGCUGUUUAACCGAGCGACUUCGAGUGCAUUUCAAGGGAAACUCUACCAUCGAGUCCAAGCAGCAGCAAGAAGAGACGUUCAAACAGCAACUACUGGCCCAAAUGCCAGAGGGUGCGACGCUCACGGAUGAGAUGUUCCAAAUGGUACUACAAAUGGACAGUCUCGUGGACUCCAUUCCACUCGUACUUAACACGCCGGGCGUCAAGCACGUGGGCAUUAACAUGUACGUGGAUGACAAGGGCACUGCUAAAGGGUUGGCCACAAAUGUACGUGCAUCAGCCAUUGCUCAAGCGUGUGGAAAGAUGCUAGAAGUCAAAGGCGAUGCAUUCAUCGGCCGCGUAUUUGAUAACGAUGACGAUUUCAUCAGGAUGGAUUUCCGACUCGGUGAGAUAUCAGGUGAUGCCCCAUGGGUGCAGACGGCAAAGUCGCAAGCAGUGGCGGUGGCAAACGGUCAUGGAGGGGCAGCAGCGGGUGCUGCGCUUGCUCGUGCGAAGGCCUCAGACAAGAUGAUGUUGCCAGGGUCGAUCCAGCGUAUUUGUGGAGCCAACCGCUGCUCGAAGAAUGGUACACUGCGUUGUUCGCGAUGCAAGGCACAGUUCUACUGCGGUGUCGAGUGCCAGAAAGGAGACUGGAAGCUCCACAAAAUCGGAUGCACGAAAUAA